This is a messenger RNA of Vicugna pacos (alpaca), 2527 nucleotides long. The record is from RefSeq and is a predicted model, not a curated record. NCBI's taxonomy places the organism in Eukaryota, Metazoa, Chordata, Mammalia, Artiodactyla, Camelidae.
GCUGGUUGCACGUGCGCACACAGCUGCCCGCUGGAAGGUCCGAGCCUGGCUGUGUUUAUCUCGUUGGGGACCGAGUCGUCGGUUGGCGCGCAACGGGUUCUAGGCUGCAGGCAGCGCGAGGACCCGCGGCCCCGCCCCGGCCCGGCCUGGCAGGUAGCAGAGGCAGCAGGCCGUGCCGGGGGGGGCAUGUUGCUGUAACCAGUGGCCCAGGGGAUGUUACGGUGGACAGUGCACCUGGAGGGCGGGCCCCGCAGGGUGAACCAUGCUGCAGUGGCUGUCGGGCACCGGGUAUACUCCUUCGGGGGUUACUGCUCCGGUGAAGACUAUGAGACGCUGCGUCAGAUUGAUGUGCACAUUUUCAAUGCAGUGUCCUUGCGUUGGACAAAGCUGCCCCCGGUGAGACCUGCCACCCGCGGGCAGGCUCCCGUGGUACCCUACAUGAGGUAUGGACACUCAACUGUCCUCAUCGAUGACACGGUCUUCCUCUGGGGCGGGCGGAAUGACACCGAAGGGGCCUGCAACGUGCUCUAUGCCUUUGAUGUCAAUACUCACAAGUGGUCCACACCCCGAGUGUCAGGAACAGUUCCUGGGGCCCGGGAUGGACAUUCGGCUUGUGUCCUGGGCAAGACCAUGUACAUUUUCGGGGGCUACGAGCAGCUGGCGGACUGCUUUUCCAAUGACAUUCACAAGCUGGAUACCAGCACCAUGACGUGGACCCUGAUCUGUACAAAGGGCAACCCUGCACGCUGGAGGGACUUCCACUCGGCCACAAUGCUGGGCAGUCACAUGUAUGUCUUUGGGGGCCGCGCCGACCGUUUUGGGCCAUUCCAUUCCAACAACGAGAUUUACUGCAACCGCAUCCGCGUCUUUGACACGAGGACUGAGGCCUGGCUGGACUGUCCACCCACCCCAGUGCUUCCUGAGGGGCGCCGGAGCCACUCAGCUUUUGGCUACAAUGGGGAGCUGUACAUUUUUGGUGGCUAUAAUGCAAGGCUGAACCGACACUUCCAUGACCUCUGGAAGUUUAACCCUGUGUCGUUUACCUGGAAAAAGAUUGAACCGAAAGGGAAGGGGCCAUGUCCCCGCCGGCGCCAGUGUUGCUGUAUUGUUGGUGACAAGAUUGUCCUCUUUGGGGGCACCAGUCCGUCUCCUGAGGAAGGCCUGGGAGAUGAAUUUGACCUCAUAGAUCAUUCUGACUUACACAUCUUGGACUUUAGCACAUCUAACAUGUCAUUUGAGGAGCUGUUGGAAUUGCAGAACCAAAUGGGGACUAAGACAUUCAAACAAUUGGUAACUGGAAACAGCACUAAGAAGCAAGGUUCUAGACCACCUGUCCAAAAAGCGUGUGUUGCAGAUAAGCACAGGCCUCUGGAAAUGUCAUCCAAGGUCCGGGUGCCAUUUUUGCGUCAAGUUGUCCCCAUCAGUAAGAAGGUAGCCCGGGACCCCCGCUUUGACGAUCUGUCAGGGGAAUAUAAUCCUGAGGUGUUUGAUAAAACAUAUAAAUUUCUAAAUGACAUCCGAGCCAGAGAGAAAGAGCUUGUGAAAAAGCAGUUGAAGAAGCGCCGUUCAGGGGAGGAGCAUGAGAAACUGCAGCAGCUGCUUCAGCGAAUGGAGCAGCAAGAAAUGGCGCAGCAGGAACGGAAGCAGCAGCAGGAGCUGCGCCUGGCACUGAAGCAGGAACGGCGGGCUCAGGCCCAGCAGGGCCAUCGGCCGUACUUCCUGAAGAAAUCUGAGCAGCGCCAGUUGGUCCUCGCUGAAAAGUUCAAGGAGCUGAAACGCAGCAAGAAGUUAGAGAGCUUUUUGAGUCGAAAGAGGCGCCGAAAUGCAGGCAAGGACAGAAGACAUCUCCCUUUGAGCAAAGAGUAAUAAGGAACUGUCCUCAGCUCUGCCACUACCCCAGUGAGAAAUGCAUCUGUGGGGACACCUUUGGGCUUGCCCUGUUCUGAUUCUUUCCCAUUCAAGGGCGAGAAUCACAUCUGCCUUGGAACUAGAUUGGCUCGGAGAUGACUAGAGGGCUCUCUGACUGCCCCAGGGCUGACAGGAGGAGCAGGUCAGCCCUCUGCCAUGCCACACUUGCCCUGCUUGGAUCUGCUUCAUAAUAUUCUAGUGUCCUUCUCCCAUCCGUGCCUUAAAAUAAUGAUUCUGGUGUAGAAAGAGAAGGACCAGUGAGUGAUCUUGAGGCCAGUUGAAGGCCAUAGAGUCUGUCAGUGACUCCCAGGGCUGGGACUCUGUAGGAGCCAGUUCAUAAACACUCUUAUUACUCAUCUUUUUAUUUUGUUUCUUUUGUGAGUGGCGUAGAACUAUUGUUUCAGGGACAUAUGAGGUAGGCAAUAAACCUAAGGUUCCCACAGAGUGGGAAGUCAGAUCAGAGACCCAUCCUACUUAAAUCCAACAGCUGAAACAGUCAUUCAGAGAGGGAACCAAUCCCACAACUCACCUCCUUAGCUUUGAUUUUGGAUUCAAGGGGUGGUAGGAUGUGGGACAAAGAGCUUCCCCAAUAACUUGUAAACACAGCUGGCUCCCAGUA